AUGGGAUGCGCCAGCUCCAGCCCUGUCGUGGAAGCUGCUUCGAAGCCGGCAGCUACCACAACCACAUCGACCAGCCUCGCAUCAAAUCCGGGUGACGAUGGCUACCCAGAGUAUUGGUACCACAACAAGACGGCAGACCAGACACCCGGAUUUGAUGACAUGUUUUAUGCUCCGGACUCCGAGCAUCACUGCUUCCAAGAGAUGUUUGAAGAAUCCUAUGUCGCAAAAGCGACGCAGGACCGCCCAUGCCCGAAGGGCACUUGCGGCAAAACACCUGGAGGCUGCCCCUGCAACCAGCCCGGAGCAGAUCCCGGACUUCCAGUGUCUUUCAAUGUCCAGCGCGUCAUUCGCGUGGAGUCCUCGGAGCUGUGGGAGCGCUACCAGAACAAGAAAAAGGCAAUCAUGGCCUCGCGGCCCGGUCGCGUCGAAGAGUUCGACCCUCCCGUUAAGACCAUGAACAAGGCCUCCGAGUACACCGGUACCUUUGCUCCUGUCGACGGAUCCAUCAACGAGGUUUAUGCUUUCCAUGGUACGCAGGUGCGCUAUGCCUUGGCAAUCGCCGAGAACGCGUUCAGAAUCGACCUCGCGGGCUCAAGCACCGGCACAUUGUACGGUCGAGGGGCAUAUCUGGGCGAGUCUAUCAGCAAGGCAGAUGAAUACGCAAAGGACGAACCGGGAGGCUACUAUGACGGGGUCUUUGCUGUCCUGGUGUGCCGUGUCGUUAUGGGCAAGCUGAACUGUACCAAAUCUGACGCGAAAGCCGCGGAGAAAGUCAGCGCUGGAGAGUUCGACAGCACAUGCGGCACACGUGUGUUUCGAGAGCUGGUGAUCUACGAUGCUGACCAGUGCUAUCCCGAAUAUGUUGUUCUCUACAAGAGGAGAUAUGCAAAGGACCCGGAGGAGGCAGAGACCACAAAGCCACGGAAACGUCGAUUCUUCAUGCAAGUGCCACUUCACUGGAGGAAUGUCGCGACCGACCUAUCUACCGGCUUUCGGGAGGAGAUUGAUCUGAAAGGUCCGGCCACUGCAUGGAUGCAAUGCUUGGUCAACCAAGCGCAGCUCGUGCCAGCACGGACCAUCCUGCAAGCAACGCGGUUGGAAGACUCCAAGAUGUGGGAACGCUAUGUGCAAUUCAAGGCGGCUCUGCGUAGUCGGAUAGAUGAGCGAAGCGGAGAUCCCUUACGGCUCACUUUGGUGGAGAAAGACCUACGUGCGCUGAUGAAGCGACCGUGCAAGUUUUUCAAGACCCCGCGGGGCUGUAAGUCCGGCGACAAGUGCAGGUUUUCGCGCAACGAGUUUGGCUUAGACUUGGACGACUUGGGUCUUGCAGCAGGUAGACGCCUGCCGGUGGAUGAACUGGACCGGCGUUUGCAUGAAGGCUUCUUGUGGUAUGCUUGCACGCGGUCAGCCGCCACUGAAUUGAGCCAGGGCCAUGUGAGGAGGGAUGCGACACUACCAGGAACGCGGUUCUACGAAAGCUUGCAGACUGCACUCAAGCAGACAAAGCCUGAGGACGGCAUCAAAGUGGCGGUGCUGUGCCGCGUCAUGUGCGGACUGCCUGGCGUUGACAUAGCUGACGAGAACACCGACUUCUUGAUCAUCGAGACCGAUGCCAACGGACGCAGAGAAGUACUCGUCAAAGACGGCAGCGCUGUCUACCCCGAAUACCACCUGUGCCUGAGCUACAACGAUGAAGAGGAGGUCGAAAAGAUGAUUGAAAGCAUGGACAGGUCACCAAAAGGCAAGGAUGGCGAUGAGCCCCGACUGGCCAUGGACGACCCAACCGAGGAGCCAGGAGAGAAAGGCAUGCUGUGCUGCGCGGUCGCAGAGUGA
Symbiodinium sp. CCMP2592 is the source of this 1833-nucleotide messenger RNA. The record is from the annotation of a GenBank genome assembly. NCBI's taxonomy places the organism in Eukaryota, Dinophyceae, Suessiales, Symbiodiniaceae.